This is a messenger RNA of Hibiscus syriacus, 1492 nucleotides long. RefSeq names its product putative serine/threonine-protein kinase. The transcript is spliced from 6 exons. Gene Ontology annotation, molecular function: protein kinase activity; ATP binding. Gene Ontology annotation, biological process: protein phosphorylation. Lineage: Eukaryota; Viridiplantae; Streptophyta; Magnoliopsida; Malvales; Malvaceae. The record is from RefSeq and is a predicted model, not a curated record. Bases 3 to 1283 code for a protein of 426 amino acids.
GCAUGUUAUGUGUUCUCAUUUCUGUACUUGGACUGCUACCCUACUUUCCUUCUUCCAAUUUUGCUGAUAGUCUUUUUCCCGGCAACCAAACAUCUAAUCCGAGAAAAAGAAAGGUGGGAAUUUGUGGUUUUCACUUUCCAGACAAACCCAAAGACAUGAAAUUCAGUUCCUGUUUCACAAAUUGUUUUUCUCAUCCAUCAGAGACAACCAUCAUCAACAUAAACAUACAGGAACCACAUGGAGAAAAUGAUGAGAAUUUUACUGUCUUCUCUUAUAGUGAGCUCGCGCUUGCCACACGUGGAUUCUCAGCUGCAAACAAGAUCGGAGAAGGUGCCUUUGGUUGUGUCUACAAGGGUUUGCUUGCAAAUGGUUCUAUUGUAGCUGUAAAAAUGCUUUCUAUCGAGCUCGAAUCGAUGCGUGGGGAAAGGGAGUUUGUAUCUGAAAUUUCUGCACUUACAACUCUCAAACAUGAUAAUCUUGUUACACUUAAAGGCUGCUGUGUUGACGGAGCUACAAGGCUCUUGGUUUACAAUUACAUGGAAAAUAAUAGCCUGGCACAGAUAUUACUGGGUGGAGAGAAAAACAGGAUCAAACUUGGUUGGGAAGCAAGGCGAGCGAUUUCACUCGGAGUUGCUCGAGGGCUUGCAUAUCUUCAUGAGGAAGUUAAGCCACGCAUUGUGCACAGAGAUAUUAAAGCUAGCAACAUUCUUUUGGAUCAGAAUUUAAUACCGAAAGUUUCGGAUUUUGGUCUUUCGAGAAUUCUGAGGGAUAAUGCUUCUCAUAUUAGCACCCAUGUUGCAGGCACAUUAGGCUAUAUCGCCCCAGAGUACGCCUUCAGUGGACGUUUAACAAGAAAAACAGAUGUUUACAGUUUUGGGGUCCUACUUUUGGAAAUUAUUAGCGGCCAGACGGUGGUCGAUUUUGACCUAGAGCAUGGUGAACAUUACCUGGUUCAAAAGGCAUGGGAACUAUACAGGGAUAAUAGGAUUCUGCAAUUGGUGGACCCUACAGUAGGUUUGAACUACCCCCAAGAAGAUGCGAUUCGAUUCAUCAAGGUGGGUCUCCUUUGCGUUCAAGAAAAAGCCCGGCUCCGACCAGAAAUGUCGACGGCCCUGAAAAUGUUGAGUAAUGAUGUUGACAUUGAAAGAGUUCAGAUUUCACAACCAGGUCUUGUUGCUGAUCUGAUGAAUAUCAAGUUGGGACAAAAGACAACGUUUCAUAGCCUCUACACUAAAGCCUCAAAUUUGGAAAACACCCCAAGCCCCCUCAGCUCAUGCUCUUGACUUGGCUCUAUUCUUUUGGGAGAAACCAAUGACUGCUUGUUGACGGCACCGAAACUGUUAGAAUACAGCCUGAAAAUAUUGUACAAAGAAAGAAGGAAAACACAGAGAUAUAACUCUUUCUCACAACAAAUUUUCAUUUUUUUCAGAUCAAAAUAAACAUAUUACAAUUUGCUAGGGAAUGAAACAUCAAAACUCUCCCUUCUGCAGUG